Pseudomassariella vexata is the source of this 1469-nucleotide messenger RNA. Its product is annotated as SURF1 family-domain-containing protein. NCBI's taxonomy places the organism in Eukaryota, Fungi, Ascomycota, Sordariomycetes, Amphisphaeriales, Pseudomassariaceae. Bases 111 to 1142 code for a protein of 343 amino acids. The transcript has 3 exons. Gene Ontology annotation, biological process: mitochondrial respiratory chain complex IV assembly. The record is from RefSeq and is a predicted model, not a curated record. Gene Ontology annotation, cellular component: mitochondrion; membrane.
ACCCAAGCUCCACCACCAGAAGUUUCCCAAACGUCAUGUGUAUGCUCUAGACAUCGACACCACAACCCAACUGUUCCGCGGUCUUAAGAGACCGACCAAUCUCACGACCGAUGAAGUCCCCACGUUGGCUCACGCAGCAAUCGCUUGCAAAAAGAGUCGAGGCUGCCAUGCAGUCUCAAUUCCACACUCAACAAGCCACGAACCCAUCCAAAUCCACCAUAUUCCGAACCUCCCAAACAACGACGAGAACAGCUUCUUCCCGAUCGCAACACCGCACCUUCUCCCAUAUCCGUCCCCGCGCCAACCACCCACCCCCGGCUGAAGACCCAAACUUCACCUCCAUCCUCGACAACCCCCCGCAACUCGUGCGCGCCGGCCGGCGGCACGGGCCAGGCCUCAUAAUCCUCGCCAUCAUCCCCGUAACGGCCUUCCUGUUGGGAUCCUGGCAAGUGAAGCGCCUAGGGUGGAAAACCGAAUUAAUCGCCAAGUUCGAAGAUCGCCUCGUGCGGGAACCCUUGCCACUGCCGCCGCGCAUAGACCCGGACGCGAUCCACGACUUUGAUUUCCGGCGGGUGGUGGCGCGGGGCCGGUUCCGACAUGAUCGGGAGAUGCUCGUGGGGCCGCGGAUGCACGAUGGUGAGGAUGGUUAUAUGGUGAUUACGCCACUGGAGCGGGAGGACGACGGGAGCAAGGGGACAACGACGGUUUUGGUGAAUCGGGGGUGGGUGAGCAAGAAGCUGCGCGACCGGAAGGACAGGCCGGAGGGGUUGCCUACAGGGGAGGUGGUGGUUGAGGGGUUGUUGAGGGAGCCGUGGAAGAAGAACAUGUUCACACCGGACAAUAGGCCUGACAAGAGCGAGUUUUACUUCCCGGAUGUGAGGCAGAUGGCUGCGUUAUCUGGUAGUCAGGCUGUGUGGGUUGAGCAGACUAUGGAACCGGGUCUGCUUGAGGCUAUGGACAUGCAAAGCAAGGGCAUUCCAAUCGGGAGGCCCGCCGAAGUCAACCUUCGGAACAACCAUGCUCAGUACAUCUUCACAUGGUAUGGCCUCUCAUUAGCUACGACCAUAAUGUUUUACAUGGUGGUCAAGAAGCCGCCAACAUCCAUCACACGUCGCGUUCGUAUGAACAAGGAAUGGUCAUAGCCUCUUUGGUCUUUCAGCUACUCGAAACUCGCACUACCAGCGGCUUUCAUGUAACAUUCUCUUCCCCGUCCGCGUCGAUUUUCCUCGACUUUUUCCUCGGAGACCUCGUCGGGGGUGGAACGGGCAUCCGUAAUUCUUGUAGCAACUCUCUAGGCAGAUGCCGUUGUGCAAGGGCAAAAGGGGUGGUUGUCGAACUGGUUUGACGCUGUCUGUAUGUACAUAUGCAAGUCAGAUGAUGCAACUGUACAUUAUGAGGAUCAUACACCCUCUGUAAUACAAGGAUGAAAAAGAAACUGCAACAUACCUUCGCAGGAGAGUAAUCAUGUC